Molecule: messenger RNA, 1134 nt
Organism: Spinacia oleracea (spinach)
Lineage: Eukaryota; Viridiplantae; Streptophyta; Magnoliopsida; Caryophyllales; Amaranthaceae
Exons: 1
Coding region: 1-1134 (377 amino acids)
Biological process (GO): DNA integration
Molecular function (GO): nucleic acid binding; RNA-DNA hybrid ribonuclease activity
Source: RefSeq, a predicted model, not a curated record
AUGACGAGGCCAACUUUUGAGAAGAAUGUGGCGAGCCGUUGGACGGUAUAUGUAGAUGGGUCGUCCACCCAGAACGGAUGCGGAGCCGGCAUAAUAUGUCAAUCCCCUGAAGGAGACAAGUACGAGUACGCCAUGAGGUUUAACUUCCAAACUUCAAACAAUGAGGCUGAAUAUGAAGCUUUGCUAGCCGGCAUAAAAAUGUGCAAAGCUGCUGGAGCUCAAGAGAUACUCGCUCUUUCUGAUUCACAGCUCAUUGUAAGUCAAGUAAACGGAGACUACGAGGCAAGAGAUCCCAACAUGAUCAAGUACAUGCAAGCUGUGCGUCAAGAAAUAGAACAUUUGAAGAGUUUCAAAGCUAAGCAGAUUCCCAGAACAGAGAACAAUCAGGCCGAUGCCCUGUCUAAACUAGCUAGCUCAGCUUCCUGUGACACUCCGCGUCAUGUGUUUUGGGAAGUGAAAGAAAGACGAAGCAUUGAACAAGAGUUGUGCACUCCUGUGGUAGCCAUCCUUGACCGGUCAUCAACUUGGAUGGACCCCAUCAUUGCAUAUAAGGUAGACGGCUCACUUCCAGACGACUCAAGUCUAGCCGUCAAAAUUCAGAAGAGAAGUUCUUGGUUUGAAUGGUGGAAUGGAGUUUUGUAUAAAAAGUCAUUUUCCAUACCCCUCUUGCGGUGCGUUACUCCUGAGAAUGGGAAAGAAAUUCUGGACGACCUGCAUCAAGGAUUGUGUAGCUCCCAUAUUGGAGGACGAGCUUUAGCUGAAAAAGCCCUGCGAACUGGUUAUUACUGGCCCACUUUGAGAGAAGACGCCCUGGCCAUGGUGCAGAAGUGUGACAAGUGCCAACGAUUUGCUCAUCUCAUUCACCGGCUGUCUCACCCUCUCACCUCUAUCAUGAGCCCCAUUCCUUUUGCCAAGUGGGGAAUGGACCUAUUAGGACCAUAUACAGCAGCCCCUGGAGGCCGGCGCUACGUGAUUGUAGCCGUUGACUACUUCACUAAGUGGGUGGAAGCAGAAUCCCUCAAGAAUAUAAGGACUACUGAUGUGAGGGCGUUUAUCUGGAAAAAUAUUAUGACUCGCUUCGGAAUACCACAAGCUAUCGUCUUUGACAAUGGGCCUUUAAGACGCCUAAGCUAA